AGUGUAGACUUAUCGAAGGCCCCAUCGUAUGUUCUGAAAGAAAUGCAGAAGGAAGUAGAGAUUUACAAGGAACUCGCUGAUAUCCAAGGCAAGUAUAUCCCGAAGUUGGUCUGUUAUGGAUAUUAUGGAGGAGGUAUGAGCUUCGUUAUCGGCUUAACUAUUGUUGGCACUAUGUUGAGCGACCAAAAAAUAACGGAACAGCAAAAGUCAGGGGCUAUUAAGGGAUUGGAAGCAAUCCACAAACAUGGCAUCCUCCAUAAUGAUAUUCGGGAGGAAAACAUCCUAAUUAACGAUAAUGAUGACAUCUACUUGAUCGACUUCGGGAUGGCAAGCCGGGAGGACACAAAAAAGAAGAGAAAGCUUUUCGAGGAGGAACAGCUCAAAUUAUCUCAAUUGCUAGAUGGAUAUAUUGUACAUUUCGUAAAGAAGGAGGGGCGAAUUUCCAAGUCACGUAAAUGUCAGGUGGUUAGUUAGACUGUAGGAUUAGAUGUAGCAUAGA
Messenger RNA from Rhizophagus irregularis DAOM 181602=DAOM 197198, 499 nucleotides. RefSeq lists its product as uncharacterized. The record is from RefSeq and is a predicted model, not a curated record. NCBI's taxonomy places the organism in Eukaryota, Fungi, Glomeromycota, Glomeromycetes, Glomerales, Glomeraceae. Gene Ontology annotation, molecular function: ATP binding; protein kinase activity. Gene Ontology annotation, biological process: protein phosphorylation.